AUGUUCUAUGAUCUGGAGAUCUCCAACUUCAGCACUAACUGGAGCACAGGUGAGGAGGAUGCUGAGGGGGAGGAAGGUGCGCUGUCUGCGCUGGGCUGGGGCUGGAGCGACGCCCCCGAGCAGAGGCUGACCCGCACCGGGCACAGCGUGGUGGCCGUCAUCCUGGGCUUCAUCAUGGUGUUCGGCUUCCUGAAUAACGUGGUGGUGCUGGUGCUGUUCUGCAGGUUUAAGACGCUGCGCACCCCCGUUAACCUGCUGCUGCUCAAUAUCAGCGUCAGCGACAUGCUGGUGUGCGUGUGCGGGACCUCGCUCAGCUUCGCCGCCAGCGUUCACGGCCGCUGGCUGGUCGGCCGGAGGGGCUGCAUGUGGUACGGAUUCGUCAACUCCUGCUUCGGAAUCGUAUCUCUGAUCUCUCUGGUGGUUCUAUCGUAUGAGAGAUACAGCACUUUAACGGUUUAUAAUAAACAGGCCCCGGACUACAGGAAGCCCCUGCUGGCGGUCGGGGGCUCCUGGCUGUAUUCGCUGCUGUGGACAGUGCCCCCCCUGCUGGGCUGGAGUAGUUAUGGGCUGGAAGGGGCAGGAACCAGCUGUUCCGUUACCUGGACGUCCAAAACCCUGCAGUCCCAUUCCUACAUCAUCUGCCUCUUCAUCUUCUGCCUCGGGAUCCCAGUACUGAUCAUGAUGUACUGCUACAGCCGGCUGCUCUGUGCCGUAAAACAGGUUGGGCGCUUCAGGAAGACGGCGGCGCGGAGGCGGGAGUACCACAUCCUCUUCAUGGUCGUCACCACGGUGGUGUGCUAUCUGGUGUGCUGGAUGCCGUACGGUGUGGUUGCCAUGACGGCAACCUUCGGCCGACCGGGGCUGAUCACCCCGGUGGUUAGCGUGGUGCCGUCACUACUGGCCAAGAGCAGCACCGUCUUCAACCCCAUCAUUUACAUCCUCAUGAACAAACAGUUCUACAGGUGUUUCCUGAUCCUGUUUCACUGUAAACACAGUUCACACCUGAACGGUCACUCCAUGCCCUCCAGAACUACCGUCAUCCAGCUGAACCGGCGGCUCUGCAGCAACACGGUAACCGGAAACAUCCCCACCUCCCUCAGACUGAACACCGAGAUCAGCACCCCCGUCUCCGACCGGACCCACCCCCCCCAGAUCACUCCCUGA
This is a messenger RNA of Astyanax mexicanus (Mexican tetra), 1164 nucleotides long. RefSeq names its product teleost multiple tissue opsin 2a (gene tmtops2a). Gene Ontology annotation, biological process: visual perception; G protein-coupled receptor signaling pathway. Gene Ontology annotation, cellular component: membrane; photoreceptor outer segment. Lineage: Eukaryota; Metazoa; Chordata; Actinopteri; Characiformes; Acestrorhamphidae. The record is from RefSeq and is marked provisional. Gene Ontology annotation, molecular function: G protein-coupled receptor activity.